Messenger RNA from Lymnaea stagnalis (great pond snail), 648 nucleotides. Lineage: Eukaryota; Metazoa; Mollusca; Gastropoda; Lymnaeidae. The record is from the annotation of a GenBank genome assembly.
AUGAAGGGAUUCCUAGCAACAUAUGUCAUGUUCUCUCUUGCUGGACUAUUGCUCGCCGAGCCGUGCGAGCACAACGGGGUGACUUACAAUGUGAGCUCGUGUUUUGUUUUUUUUUUAAAUUGCUUUCAUUAAAAUGGCAUGCAUUUUAUUAUUAGAGUUUCUAUUUCAGAAAUAUUGUAAAGAAUAAAUUGAUCUUAUGCCUUGAUUAUAACAGUAAUAUGAGGGCCAGAACUGCCCUUCAAACAUAACUGAUUAUGUGAGUUACAAUUGCAAAGACAGAAAGUAUGCUGGUAAAUAUUACCUCAUAUAAUUAUAAAUACGUUUUAAAAUUUAGUCAUCAUAUUACUUAUCAUAUGUACUUAUCAUUUUUUUUUUUUUAAUUCCAAAAGGACAAGUUUUUUUUUUUAACAUAUCAUGUUUUAUGGUUACUCUAAAGAUAAAAAAAAAUAAAUGAUUUACAAUGCGAAUAAGUCAAACAUAUGUGUGUUGCAGCCCGGUGACGCAUAUCAUAAGGAUCAAUGCACCACGUGCUAUUGUGGUGAGGAUUCGGAAGCCUUUUGUAUUCCCCUCCAGUGCGAUUGGCCGCAGUGCGAAGACGGCGCCAGCCCAGUUUAUUUAGAGGAUUCAUGUUGCCCGGGCUGUCCUUAG